GACGGAUGUAAACAAAAUUGAAAAUAGUUACGACUACGAUUGUCGAGUACAACAAAAAUGUGUAUAAUUGUAUACGUGCACCGUGCACAGGCUACGAUUGAGUAAUGUUUGUAAAUAAAGGGUGAUGUGCAAGACAUUGGGUUGUCAUUAUGGACACCGAGUCUAUAAGGUCCAUGAGUGAGUACAGUUCCAAAUACAAGAGUCACUCACUAAAAUCUGGUAGUAAUCAUAGAUCUAACAGUUAUAAAAAUAAUACUCGAACUGCUCGCAAAUAUUCUGAUAGCUUAAAUAAUCCAUACGAAACAACUAUGGCACCAUAUCAAACUACUGUGAUGUUAGAUGAUACAAGAGAUGGACAAGAUGUUGUUGAAGUGCAAAUAUUACCACAAGAUGAAAAUUGGGGUGAAAACACUACAGCAAUUACUGGUAAUACUUCAGUACAGUCUGGAUCAAUGGAAGAAAUGGGCGCUCUUUGGCCAGAUACUGAACAAAAAAGUGCUUUUCCAAUAUUGUGCCAUCGUUAUAUAGCUACUACCUUGACUGGGCUUUUGUCUCUAGUCGCUUUUCUUAGCCCGUUAGCUAUGCUAGUUUUACCAAAAUUAGGUGUUUUUAGUCCCGCAGCUACAAAUCUUAGCCCUCAACAAAGAGAAACCCUGUUAAACUGUGGCGCAGAAUGUAAAGGAGUGUUAGUUUCAUUAGCAUUUAAAAUGUUUUUAUUGGCUGUGGCGUCAUGGGCAAUUUUCCUACGUCCCAUGAAAGCAACCAUGCCCCGUAUUUAUGUUUUUAGAGCAAUCGUUUUAGCAUUAGUGUCGAUUUGCUGUGGUAUUUUUUGGCUUUUCUAUGUAGUUCAAGUCACGGAAGGAGUACGAGCAACAGCUACAGGUGAAGAUUUACUUGAGUAUCGUGCCUUAGUAUCUUAUUCUUCUUCCCUAUGUGAUUGUUUACUUUGUAUUCAUUAUGUUGCCAUAGUGUUAAUGGAAAUAAGACAUCUUCAGCCAGCUUUCUACAUCAAGGUUGUUCGGAGUCCUGAUGGUGAAAGUCGAUCAUAUCCUAUUGGUCAGUUAAGCAUUCAGCGUGCCGCUGUUUGGGUUCUUGAACGAUAUUAUACUGAAUUUUCCAUAUACAAUCCAUACCUAGAGCGUUUACCAGUCUCAAAGUCAAAAAAAAAUGCUUCCAGCUUUAAAUUUUAUGAUAUUGAAGGUAUUGGAAGUAAUACGCUUCAAAUGAGCCAAUCAAGAGGUACAAUGAAUGGUCAUGCUAGACGUCGAGACUCAAGUCAUAAUGAACGAUUCUAUGAAGAACAUGACUAUGAACGAAGAGUUAAGAAGCGAAGAGCCAGACUCUUAACAGCUGCAGAAGAAGCAUUCACCCAUGUUAAACGAUCACAUCACGAUCCUGGUGGUGGUUCUGCAAUGGAUCCAUAUGAAGCUGCUCAAGCUGUUUUCCCAACUAUUGCACGAUCUCUUCAAAAAUAUUUAAGAGUAACUAGGCAACAGCCAAGGCAUACUGUAGAGUCAAUUUUGUCUCACCUUGCUUUAUGUUUAACUCAUGAUGCUUCACCAAAGGCAUUUUUAGAACCUUACUUGAGUGCAUCUCCUGUAUUACAAAACGAAAAAGAACAAAAAUCACUUCAAUCUUGGUCAUUAAUUUGUAAUGAAUUAUUGACUCGAGCACUCAAAGAUGGAACUGUGUUUCAAUUACGGCAAAAUGAUCUUUCACUUUUGUGUACAAUACAUAAGCUUCCCCAUUUUAGUAUUAUCGAGGAAGUUAUCAAUCCAAAAUCAAAUAGAUUUGUUCUUAAGUUGAACUCUGAAACUUCAGUCUAAAUGUUUUAUUAUUUUUGACAUAACUAUUAGACUUGACAAACCAAGAUUCAAUGUAUUUUCUAGUCUUCAAAUUUAAUUGAGUAUAAACUACUUAAUUUUUUAAAGUAUAUUAGGUAUGCCUCAAAAUUAAGUGUACUAUUUUUUUCUUAUCAAUUUAGGAUAUAUAUAUAUAUAUAAUUACAAGUUAUAUCUUUCUAAGUAUAAUCCUUAGGUGGUUUUAUUUUUAGUGAUAUUGUUUUUGGAUAAAAACUCAAACUAAUAAUGGUGAGUGAGUAGGUGUUUUGUCAUAGUAAAAGCACUUAAUCAUCAACAAAAGUGCUCAGUUAUUUUAAGUAAAAAUUUUCAAUGAACAAUUUUGCUGUUUUUAACAAAGAAGAUGAUCAUUGUUUUCACUUUAAAUUAACAUUUCAUUAUUUGUUUGUAGGUUAGGUUUGUUUUUCAAUAUUUUCUCAACUAUUUGGGUAAGCUUUGUGCCAAUUAAAAACCCUACUAUUGGUAAUAUCUGUAGUAAUUGUCAGUCUAUAGGGUGCAAUUUAAUAUUUUUUUAAACUUUUUGUGAGCAAAUUUUUAAUUGUUCACACAUUUUAUUGUGUAUUGAUCAAUA
Messenger RNA from Melanaphis sacchari, 2430 nucleotides. RefSeq names its product vang-like protein 2 (gene Vang). The transcript is spliced from 9 exons. Gene Ontology annotation, cellular component: plasma membrane. The coding region runs from base 150 to 1826 and encodes 558 amino acids. Lineage: Eukaryota; Metazoa; Arthropoda; Insecta; Hemiptera; Aphididae. Gene Ontology annotation, biological process: establishment of planar polarity; multicellular organism development; Wnt signaling pathway, planar cell polarity pathway. The record is from RefSeq and is a predicted model, not a curated record.